Messenger RNA from Drosophila ficusphila, 4157 nucleotides. Its product is annotated as glucose dehydrogenase [FAD, quinone]. The transcript is spliced from 2 exons. The record is from RefSeq and is a predicted model, not a curated record. NCBI's taxonomy places the organism in Eukaryota, Metazoa, Arthropoda, Insecta, Diptera, Drosophilidae. Bases 1933 to 3855 code for a protein of 640 amino acids. Gene Ontology annotation, molecular function: flavin adenine dinucleotide binding; oxidoreductase activity, acting on CH-OH group of donors.
GAUCUUAAACUUUUAUGUAUUGAACACCCAAAUUCUUUUAGUGUAUUGCCAAACUGGGUCUGGAGAACAGCCGGGGUCAACCCAAUUUGGUCGACGUCAUGACCUAGCUUAAUAACUUCUCACCGAUCCGAUCCGUUCCGAAGCCGAACCGAUCCAAUCCGAAUAUAAAGCAGGGCAAUCGAGACAUCGCAAACGGGUUUACGCACUCCAAGUUCAAUGCCUCGACUUCGACUUUUCAGGCCGACAAAAAAAAAAUUAAUAGAGCGUACGCCGGGGAGUGUAUGCCUCAUCGAUGAUGUAUAUACAAUAUUAUAUUAUUAUGCAUACAUAUAGAGUUGAAGUGCAUUUUGGAGCCCAACGCAGGGAGAGCACGCGCCAAAGUUAAACGAACUCGCGCAAAUGGCAGCCGGCACUUAAAAUGUGAGAAUCUUGUCAUUCUCCCUUCACAUUUGGCCAACAGCAGGAAAACAGGGCUUAAAUCCACUGGAUACCCUGUAUUUAAGAAGAUUCUAUACUAGGAUAGGACAAAGGAAAUAGGAAAUCCCAAUAUUUGUAUACCAUUUAAUCUACUUUAAAUGAUUUAAAUGAUAACAAUAUUAAAAGAAUAAUUAUAGUUUCCCCUUUACAAAUUUUUUUGGACUUUUUUCAGUGUACCUUUCAACCAUUUAAGAAUAGCGAACUCAUUCGAAUCUGGAUCAACUGGAGUUAUCUUAAUGAUUUCUGCACCUCUUCUUUGUUUUUGAUGUUUCUAGCUAAACUCUGCAUUUUUUAUUUUGUUUGUCUUUACUGCUAAUUGGUGCUAAUUUUGUUUAAAUUUGUUUUAAGUUCUUCAACCGGUUUAAGCCAACUAUGCUCUGCUUUUAUUAGUUUACUAUUUCUGCUCGCCUUGCUCUUUGGUUUAUGUUUUAGUUAGUGUUGUUCUUUUCUUAUCUUGGGUUUGUUUGCCUUUGGGUUCGCUUUGUAUAAUGCUUAAUUUCGUUCCUUUUUUUGGACUCUAUUCCACAGUUCAUUUAGUGUUCGGGCUUCAUUGGCAUUAGGUGUUACUUUUUAAUGAUUUUCCGUGUCGGUUAAUUUUUUAAGCUACUCUUAAUUUCGUCUAUUAGUUUAUUUCUUCCUGGGGCUGAUUUCAUUCAUAAAAGUGUAUUUAUUGGGUAUGCUAGAGUUUGCCACUUCAAUGCAAGAAGGAAUUCAAUUUUGAACAUUUUCAAUUGAUUUUGAAUACAAUUGAAUACAUAACAUAAAAAAAACUACAAUAUUAUUUCAAAAAAUCAAAAAAUGUUUUUUGAUGAUAUAGAAAAAACGUUAAGAGCCAUGUCACUUUAACAUCUGAUAAAAAUUAGAAAAGUUAUGGAAAUUGGAAAAGCGGUUGUAUCAUAAAAAUUGAAAAAAAAAAUGGGGGAAAAAGAUUAACUAAUGAUUAAUGGUUUCUACUGAUCGUUAAAGAAUUAAACUAUAAACUUAAAGAAGUUUGCCAACUGAAAAUCUGAAUAAAAUUAGAAAAGUUAUGUAUUUCCUUUGGAUUUUUCAUCAACAUUUAAUAGAGUCAAAAUAUAGAGUAUAUAUAUUUAUUUUUGGUUUUAAGAGUUCCAAGUUUAUUUACAAAACGUUUCCCCUAAUCCUGAUAAUAACUUUCCCUUCAACUCGUUUUAAUCACAGUACGCUCAUCACCGAAUACCCUACUCCCUUUGGUGGAUUGCAGGGUAUGUGGUUUAUAUGGCGAACGGGGUGGGUGGGGCAUCAUUUGGCGGCGGUGGCGCUGUAUUAACAGCAACAAAGGCAACCCACUGACGUCUGUGGGUGUGUGCGUAUAUGUGUGUGUGUUGUGUGGGUUUGUGAGGUAUUAUGGCACCUGAGUCACUGUCAUUGCCAGUCCAGUCCAGUCCAGUCGAGUCCAGAGCAGGAGCCAUGGCUUAAAAGCAACUCCCCCGAGCGAUGGCAGCUCAUUUGCCCACCAUUAGCCCAAUGCAGUCCACACAGAUCUCACACCUGCUCCACCAGCUCCUGUCGCUCCUGCCGCUCCUGCUCGUCCUCUUCCCGGCUGGAGCCCAAGGGGAUGCCAACCGACGCCUGUUGGACCAGAUCAGCCAGGUGGGGUUCGUCAAUGUCAUAGACCAGGCCACGCGACCCAAUGUACCCAAGGAUCAAACCAACUACGACUUCAUUGUGGUUGGAGCCGGAGCAGCUGGCAGCUCACUGGCGGCCCGUCUUUCGGAGAAUCCCCAGUGGAAAGUGGCCUUAAUUGAAGCAGGUGGUGUGGAGAACAUAGCCCACUUCGUGCCAACUCUGGCCGGGUAUCUGCAGCAGACAGCCUCGAAUUGGGGCUACAAGUCGGUGCCCCAAAAGCUCUCCUGCCAUGGAAUGCACAACAACGAGUGUGCUCUGCCCCGAGGAAAGGUCCUGGGAGGAACCAGCGCCAUCAACUACAUGAUCUACAAUCGGGGGAACCGAAGGGACUUCGAUGGCUGGGCGGCAGCUGGGAAUCCGGGCUGGAGUUACGAGGAGGUGCUUCCCUAUUUUCUGAGGAGUGAGAAUGCGCAGCUUCAGGGAUUGGAGCACUCGCCGUAUCACAAUCACAGUGGUCCCCUGAAUGUGGAAUAUGUGCGUUUUCGCUCCCAAAUGGUGGAUGCUUUCGUGGCGGCUUCCGUGGAAUCGGGAUUGCCUCGAACGGACUACAAUGGAGAAUCGCAGUACGGAGUAUCCUAUGUCCAGGCAACCACUUUGAAUGGCCGCAGACACUCGGCCUACUCGGCUUACCUAAAACCAGUGAGGGACUUCCGCUCCAACCUGCACAUUUUCACCUUUUCCCGAGUGACUCGUGUUCUCAUCGACGAGGCAACGAAUUCCGCCUACGGAGUGGAGUUCCACUAUGGAAAGAAGGCAUUCACCUUUAAGGCUCGCAAGGAGGUUAUCCUUUCAGCGGGGGCCUUCAACUCCCCACAACUACUGAUGCUAUCGGGCAUUGGACCAGAGGAUAAUCUCAAAGCCAUUGGGAUUCCCAUUGUAAAGGUUCUUCCAGUUGGCAAGAAGUUGUACGAUCACAUGUGCCACUUUGGACCCACUUUCGUGACCAACACCACGGGUCAAACCACCUUCACUUCAACGAUCACAGUUGCCGAGGUGGUAUCCUUCCUUCUGGCCGGGAAUCCAUCCACGCGAUUGAGUUCCAUUGGCGGAGUCGAGGCCCUGGCCUUCCUGAAAACCCAGCGAUCGAAUCUACCCAAGGAUUGGCCAGAUAUCGAGUUGAUAAUGGUCGGAGGCAGUUUGGCGAGUGACGAGGGCACCGGCCUCAAGUUGGGUGCCAAUUUCAAGCAGGAAAUAUACGACAGGAUGUACAGGGACUUAGCGCAGGCGCAACAGGAUCACUUCACACUGCUGGUGAUGCAGUUCCAUCCGCAGUCGGUGGGUCGUCUUUGGUUGCGGGAUCGCAAUCCACUGAGCUGGCCAAAGCUCGAUCCCAAGUACUUUGUGGCCGAGGAGGAUGUGGAGUUCCUGUUGGACGGGAUUAAGGCCAGUCUAAGGAUCAUCGAGAUGCCGGCGAUGCAGAGGAUCGGUGCGAGAUUGCUCAGGAGAACGGUGCCAGGAUGCGAGGGUCACGAGUUCGCCUCGGAUGACUAUUGGAGGUGUUCGAUUAGAACCCUUUCCUACACGCUCCACCACCAGGUGGCCACCUGUCGGAUGGGACCCGAAAGCGAUCCCACUAGUGUGGUCAACCACCAGCUGAAGGUGCACGGAAUGAGGAGACUCCGGGUGGUGGACACCAGCAUCAUCCCGGUGCCACCCACCGCCCACACGAAUGCGGCGGCAUUUAUGAUCGGUGAGAAGGCGGCGGACAUGAUACGAUCCGAGUGGAACUGAUUCAACCGAGAAUCAUUAAUAAACUGCGAUUCGAGAGACUCGAGAGCAGAACGCCAUAAAGACUCCAUUAUCGAAUUCGUAAUUUCGGAUUAAAUAAUGUCUCAAGUGAAAGUAGGUAGUCAAAGUAUAUUAUUUCACGCUUCUCCUGAAUGCAAACAUUAAAUUUGCAUGGCCAAUAAAUUAUAUUUAUUAACUUCGAUUAUAACUCAUGCGUUAAUUUCGUAUUAUUAAGUGUGUAAGGUUCAUAAAAAAAAUAAUAAAAGUGAUUUUUAAAAGAAAUAAAACACCGAAUUUAAAAUAGU